Molecule: messenger RNA, 2186 nt
Organism: Leguminivora glycinivorella
Lineage: Eukaryota; Metazoa; Arthropoda; Insecta; Lepidoptera; Tortricidae
Product: glycerophosphodiester phosphodiesterase GDPD6-like
Exons: 2
Coding region: 56-1183 (375 amino acids)
Biological process (GO): lipid metabolic process
Cellular component (GO): periplasmic space
Molecular function (GO): glycerophosphodiester phosphodiesterase activity
Source: RefSeq, a predicted model, not a curated record
CCCGAAACAGUCCGGCUGGCGAGACACUUCCACAACAUACGUACAUUCGGCCAAGAUGAAAGCAAAUGGCGGCAGGAUACUGGUUGUGAUAACCAUCCUCCUCAUCGCCACGCUCUGCGUCACGGCUGCAGGAUUAAUGAAAUCAGUCACGAACACGAAGCGUAGCCCAGACUUAUGCCAUCCUCUGGUGAUCGCCCACCGAGGAGCCAGCGGAUACGUGCCCGAACACACACUCGGUGCCUACAGCCUGGCCAUCACGAUGGGUGCUGACUACGUGGAACCCGACGUCGUCAUUACCAAAGACGGCCACUUAGUGGCUAGGCAUGACAAUGAACUGGGUCUCACUACAGAUGUCAGUCAACGCUCUGAAUUUGCUGAUCGUCGUCGAACCCAAAAUAUAGAUGGCACUGAAAUGACAGGCUGGUUUACCGAAGACUUUACUCUCGAUGAACUUAAGACAUUGCGAGCUAUUGAGCGUAUACCUCAGAACCGACCGGGUAAUGCACGAAUGGAUGGUGCGUUUGACAUUCCUACUAUCCAAGAAAUUAUUGACUUAGUGAAAAGCUUGGAAAUAAGUCAACGCCGAAUCAUUGGAAUUUAUCCUGAAAUCAAGCAUAGCACACACUUUCAGCGACUAGGACUACCAAUCGAAGGGCCUCUCGUCACACUUCUGCAUAACAACGGGUAUGAAGGACGUGAUGCUCCUAUAUAUAUUCAGUCUUUUGAAGUUAAUAACUUGAAGGAACUCAAAAAAAUCACUGAUUUAAAGCUUCUUCAGCUUUACAGCAGUGACCAAUCAUCUCAGCCUUUUGAUCAAGCUGUACAAGGCACCAAUCUUACUUACGGCGCCAUGGCUACAUCGGAAGGGCUGCAAGAUGUAGCGUCCUAUGCAUAUGCAGUCGGUCCCGACAAAAGCUACGUUAUUCCACGCGACGAAAAUAACCAUCUCGGUAACCCAACUAUGUUUGUGGCUGACGCCCAUGCGGCAGGUUUAAAGGUGCAUCCUUACACGUUUCGUACUGAAAAUACAUUUCUACCAGCUGAGUUUAAUAGCAGUCAAGAAUCUGAAGCAGCAAUUGGCAACCUUAAGGGAGAGAUAAGCGUUUUUCUGGCUGCAGGUAUAGACGGUCUUUUUGCUGACCACCCUGAUAUACCCGUACGUAUGCGAGGACCAUGUCUUUGAAAUAUAUUUUUCGAAAUAAAAGUAUUAGGAUCAUAAUAAAUAAAAAUAUGCAAUUAUGCAAACUGAAGGAUGACACGCUAGAAGCCUUACGGGCCUAGAUGUUUUAUAACACGAACCAACCCGGCAUCUAGUGACACUUAAUUGACACAUCAGCCCGUUUCGUUCUGUUCUAGCAAGUCAUGCUCAAGUUAUACUUAAAUUGCUAUUUUAUUUUACGUGCACAAUAUCUAGGGGACUGCACGGGAAGCAUGGUCGCGCGAUAGACGAUAAAAUAUCAGACCGUCGCUAUCGCACUAUUAGUAAGUUCGAUAGGGACGGCCAGAUGUUUUAUCAUUAAUCGCGCGACCAUACUUGCCUGCCUGGACACCGGUCUCGCAGCUUAUACCUACAUAUGAUUGUGCCAUCACAUGAGUAGGCCUAGCACAUGAUUGUCGCGAGAGUAUGUCGCCGUGAGAUAGAAAGAUGACAUGUCAUCUAUCUCGCGCCGACAUAGGUACUCUCGCGGCAAUCAUGUGCUAGGCCUACUGGUUGCGAGGGAAUUGAAAAUCGAAGCGAAUGAUGGAAAAAACCGACGCUGCAACGCAGCGACUUCACCGCCAGGCGCAAGCUUAUUUUAGAGCGAGAUUUGUCAAAAGAAGCGCCCUAAAACAUAUAUUAUGAGAUGAGCAAUAUGAGGUACCUAAUGUAAACGGUAGUUAUACAAGAAAUGCUGAUAUAUACUUACUAAAUUAAGUUUAAUGUUAGUACCUAAUCUAGAAUAAGCUAAGCCAAAAUGUAUUUAUUGUGAAUGUACUACCAAAUCUACCAAUGUAGGUAUUGUGUAUUACCAUAUUUCUGUGUCCAAUGAUUAUGGUUUCAGAAAAAACAGAGAUUGUUAGUUAAUAUAGACGGUCAAGCAAAUCUUGGCAUUAAAAAAACCGGUCAAGUGCGAGUCGGACUCGCUCACCGAGGGUUCCGUACAAACUUUCAAUAGUUGGAUCAUCAAAAUGUUAUUCAUAGAAUU